Messenger RNA from Gastrolobium bilobum, 2863 nucleotides. RefSeq lists its product as uncharacterized. The transcript has 2 exons. Gene Ontology annotation, molecular function: protein dimerization activity. The coding region runs from base 99 to 2522 and encodes 807 amino acids. The record is from RefSeq and is a predicted model, not a curated record. Lineage: Eukaryota; Viridiplantae; Streptophyta; Magnoliopsida; Fabales; Fabaceae.
AAGAAACCCUACAACUAACGCCGUCAACAACGUUAUUGACUUCCCAUUUCGAUUACUAGGUACCCAGUAUAGUGGAAGAGAAUUUGAAAGAAUUUAAUAUGGGGAAGUCUAAAACUCUUGAGUCAUUUUUUAAGAGAAAAGCCACUGAGAAUCCUGAAGUUGGUGAAUUGUCUUCUAUCUCUUCAUCAACUAAACCAUUGAUCAAUGAUGAACAACAUCAAUCUAAAAUGUCAAGAGUGGAAAAAGAAGAAGUUGAUAUUUCUUUACUAGAAAAAGAUCCGGGAAUGCGCCCUCCAAUUUGGCAAUAUCCUGUUGACCAAUGUGAUGAAAUUCGAAAAUCUUAUAUAAAAAAUGGACCAUAUCAGCCUUGCCUAACCAAGUAUCCAGCUUCGGGUAAACAUCCUCGCCGCUUUCAAUUUUCUUGGUUUCAAAAAUUUCCUAGCUGGUUGGAAUACUCACUCGAAAAAGAUGCUGCAUUUUGUCUACCAUGCUAUUUGUUCAGUAACAAUUCUGCCAGUCGAAAUAAUGGACAAGAUGCAUUUACAGAUAAGGGAUUUCGAGCUUGGAAAAAAGUCGGUGGAAAGAAUUGUGCUUUCCUUAGCCAUAUGGGAUCUUCUCCUAAUUCACUACAUAAUGUUUGUGUGAAACGUUGUGACGAUUUGAUGGCUCAAACCCAACGUAUAGAGAAUGUCUUCAGGCAAUAUGAGCAAAUUAUUGCAAAUAAUCGUUUAUGGCUGAAGGCUUCAGUCAUGGCUGUUCGGUGGCUCACAUUUCAAGGAUGUGCUUUUGGAGGUUAUGAUGAAAACUUCAACUCAUUGAAUAGGGGUAAUUUUAUUGAAUUGAUUGAGCUUUUAGCAUCUUGUAAUCAAGAUAUUUCUAAUGCCCUUCAAAAUGCUCCUGAAAAUGCUCAAUAUAUUUCACCUAGCAUCCAAAAAGAAAUCUUGUGUAUUUUUGCUAGAAGGAUACGUGCUGCUAUUUGUGAAGAGAUUGGUGAUUCUAAAUUUUGUCUUAUAAUUGAUGAAGCUAGAGAUGAUUCAAAUCAAGGACAAAUGGCUGUGGUUUUCAGAUUUGUGAGUAAAGAUGGAUAUGUUCAAGAGAGAUUCUUUGAUAUUGUUCAUGUUUCAGAUACUUCAUCAUUGACUUUGAAAAACAAAAUUGAUGGAGUUCUUUCCAGUCAUAAUCUUAGUAUCCAAAAUCUUAGAGGCCAAGGAUAUGAUGGUGCAAGUAAUGUGCGUGAUGAAUGGAAUGGAUUGCAAGCUUUAUUCUUAAAGGAUUGUCCUUAUGCAUACUAUAUUCAAUAUCCUGCUCAUCGGUUUCAAUUGGCAUUAAUUGCUGCAGCUAGAGAAGUUAGCUCAGUUCAUCAUUUUUUCACUAAGCUAGAGUUGAUUGUUAAUGUUGUGACUGCUUCUCCUAAAAGAUUUGACCAGUCAAGAUUUUCCCUUGCUCCUAAUACUGUAAAUCAAAUCGCUAAUCAAGAGAUUCAAAUAGGGAGUGAACAUAAUGAAGUAGAUACUUUGCAAUGGGCUGCAGACACUAGAUGGGGCUCUCAUUUGAAUUCUAUUCAAAGCUUACUAUGCAUGUUUGAGGCUAUUUGUGAAGUUCUUCAAAAGACCUCUAAAGAAGGUAAUUAUUCUCUUCGUGGUGAUUCUGUUCUUGCUUAUGAUGCUAUCAAUUCAUUUGAUUUCAUCUUUCUCUUACAUCUUAUGAGAGAUCUCUUGGAAAUUAGUCACGAUCUUUGUCAAGCUUUAGAAUGUAUAAGUCAAGAUAUCUUAAAUGCCAUGACUUUAGUGUCUACUACAAAAAAUUUGAUUCAAAGAAUGAAAGAAUUUAGAUGGGAGGAUCUUCUAAAAGAAGUCAUAUCAUUCUGUGAAAAACAUGAAGUUAAUGUUCCUGAUAUGAAUGCUCGUUAUGCUCCUGGAAGAGGUCUAUGUCACUCAGAUGUUGAAUAUGUUUCAAUAGAACACCACUAUCGUGUCAAUUUGUUUAUUGCUACUAUAGACACCCAGUUGCAAGAGAUAAAUAGCAGAUUUAACGAGAAUACUGUGGAGUUGCUUACUCUUAGUGCUGCCUUGGAUCCAAGAGAUAAUUAUAAAUUACUAAAUGUUGAUCACAUUUGUGAAUUGGUGACUAGAUUUUAUCCUGAAGAUUUCACAGAACAAGAGAAAUUACAUCUUAGAAUACAGGCAGAGGAAUAUGGGCUUGAUGUGCCUCAACAUUCUAGGUUGAAACACUUAUUGGCAAUUUCUGAGUUAUGCCAAGGAUUAGUAGAAACAGGAAAAUCUGAGAUUUAUCAUUUGAUUUAUCGUUUACUUCGCUUGGUAUUAACUCUUCCUGUUUCAACCGCUGCAAAUGAGAGAUCAUUUUCAGCUUUGAAUAUGGUAAAAAAUAGGCUCGGAAAUAAGAUGGAAGAUGAGUUUCUAGCUGACUUUUUAGUCACGUGUAUUGAAAGAAAUAUUGCUGAAAAGUUUGACUUUGAUUCAAUCAUCGAUGAAUUUAUCGACAUGAAAGAGCAUUGUGCUUAACUUCGAUGGAGGUGUGAUACAACUACUUUUUCAAGUAAGAAACUUUUAUUUUAAUAUCUCGGUCUCCUUAAUUGACAAGUUCGUGAUCGUGACUGAUAGAAAUGGAGACUCUUUUAACAUUCCCCGUUGUUUGUGAGAGUUGUAUUAAUAAAUUUGAUCUCUAAUUUAUAACUUUUUCUUUGUUUCAACGAUGAAAUGUUAUACAGUUGAGUUGUGUCAAAUGUAACGUGGUCAAGCAGUAGGAACUUUUUGUUCUUGGAUAGAUAUCAGUGAGGAACAUAAUCUUUUAGGAGGGGAUUGGGAUACAGAUAUCUAAGAUGUCCAAGCAUCUAAUGUCUCUA